UCAAUGCUACACUCACGGCGGAUUUUAGGGGGAGAUAUUAUGAGGCUUGGUGUCAUUAGGCGAUAGCUAUUGAAUCAUUCAAUCUGCACUUCGGCGUUCCUCUUUUUUUUUCUUCGAUAAUUUUCUUUCUCUCUCAGGUCAUUUCCAUGGUUUUCAGAUCGCCUUUAGAGCUUUAUCCCUCCCAUUUCUUCCUGCCAAACUUCGCUGAUCGCCCCCUGCUCCUGGCGAACAGCGCGCCCAGCGCCAGGUCUCCCGAAGACUUGUCCAUGUUUCAGCUACCGACCCUCAACUUCUCCGCGGAGCAGGUGGCGAGCGUCUGCGAGACGCUGGAGGAGACCGGCGACAUCGAGCGGCUCGGGCGCUUCCUCUGGUCGCUGCCCGUGGCGCCGGGCGCAUGCGAGGCCAUCAACAAGCACGAGUCCAUCCUCCGCGCGCGGGCCGUGGUCGCCUUCCACACGGGCAACUUCCGCGACCUCUACCACAUCCUGGAGAACCACAAGUUCACCAAGGAGUCGCACGGCAAGCUACAGGCGAUGUGGCUCGAGGCGCACUACCAGGAGGCCGAGAAGCUGCGCGGGCGCCCGCUCGGGCCGGUCGACAAGUACCGCGUGCGGAAGAAGUUCCCGCUCCCUCGAACCAUCUGGGACGGCGAGCAGAAGACGCAUUGUUUCAAGGAGCGGACGCGCAGCCUCUUGCGGGAGUGGUACCUACAGGACCCGUACCCAAACCCCAGCAAGAAAAGGGAACUGGCGCAAGCCACUGGACUCACUCCUACACAAGUGGGGAAUUGGUUUAAAAACCGGAGGCAAAGAGACAGAGCGGCGGCAGCGAAAAACAGGCUCCAGCACCAAGCAAUAGGUCAGAACGGCAUGCGCUCUCUGUCGGAGGCCGGCUGCACCCCCCACAGCUCGGCAGAGUCUCCAUCCACCGCGGCCAGCCCCACCACCAGUGUGUCCAGCAUGACGGAGCGCGUGGACACGGCCACGUCCAUUCUCUCAGUAACGUCGAGUGACUCCGAGUGCGACGUAUGAUACGCAGAGAGAGAGAGAAAGAGAGAUAUUUUGCAGGGAAUACGGACCUGAACAAACAUUAUAAAAAUAUCGGGGAAGAUAAAAAAGGACCAACUGAUAAUUAUUGAGAAAAAAAAGAAAAGAAAAAAAAGAAAAGCACGUCUUUUUUUCAAGCGCUUUCAAUGGACCCCACGCCUUUCCCUACCCCCAUCACAUGCAUGAUAUAUCAAUAGCUUUUUUUAAUUUCUAUUUUUUUUAAUACGAAGGAAAAAAGCCCUUCUCUCGAUGUUUUUGCCAGGACCACCGAGAAGAGGGAAUUACCAGAAUCCGGUGUCCAUCGCCUCUUUUUUGUUUGAUUUUAUUUGUUUUGUUUAUUUUUAUUUUUAUUUUUAUUUUUAUUUGUAUUUUUGUCCGAGUGAUGACGCGCAGCCAGGAUGCAAUCCUAUUUUCCUUUUUAUGUUCAUCAGACAAUCAUUUGAGUCGUAAGCACCUUUUUUUACUACACUUCUGUCACUGCCUGUGUGGGGUACUGGUCAAAAAAAAUGUGGAACUGAAUCGUUAUGACUGUAUCAGAUUUUUAUUUUUAUUUCGAGAUUUUAUAUUGAAUUAUGUAUAUCUUAAAUGAUGCGAUCAUUCUCCCAGUCUGUAAUAUAUGUGUAGAAAUAUGCCUGUAUAUAAUAUUGCUCUACGUCUCCAUUGUCUUUUCUAUCCCUGUUCACUUUUCUUGACUUGGUGUUCAUAAACUAUUUGUCAAAGCGUAACUAUGAAGUGCUCUAGGCGUUUGGUUUCUCUGUUUUUUUUUUUUUAUACCUUGGAAAAACUUUACGACCAGUCGAGGUUUAUGCAAAAGAAAGGCAACUAAAAAAAGAAAAAGAAAGUAAACAUUGGGAUAUGAUCUACUGAUCCAGCCAAUUUCGUGUUUAGCUUCGAGCGCUUAUUCUUCAAUGUUACUUUCUUGCGUGUUUAUGUUAAUGUAUACAAUUUCUAAGCUAAAAAAUACAGUAUUUCAUUUUGGUAUAAAA
Messenger RNA from Pygocentrus nattereri (red-bellied piranha), 2032 nucleotides. It is a transcript of the gene six3a, whose product is annotated as SIX homeobox 3a. Gene Ontology annotation, molecular function: DNA-binding transcription factor activity, RNA polymerase II-specific; RNA polymerase II cis-regulatory region sequence-specific DNA binding. The coding region runs from base 147 to 1031 and encodes 294 amino acids. NCBI's taxonomy places the organism in Eukaryota, Metazoa, Chordata, Actinopteri, Characiformes, Serrasalmidae. Gene Ontology annotation, cellular component: nucleus; transcription regulator complex. Gene Ontology annotation, biological process: brain development; regulation of transcription by RNA polymerase II; eye development. The record is from RefSeq and is a predicted model, not a curated record. The transcript has 2 exons.